Messenger RNA from Ceutorhynchus assimilis (cabbage seed weevil), 707 nucleotides. NCBI's taxonomy places the organism in Eukaryota, Metazoa, Arthropoda, Insecta, Coleoptera, Curculionidae. The record is from the annotation of a GenBank genome assembly.
GGACGAAAAGACGCAAGGUUAAACAAAAUCGUAUAUAAAUUGGAAAACGGAACUAAAUUUCGUAUCACUCUUGUUCGGGUUUGUACAGAACAGCAACAAGGUCGAAAUGAACGCAUUCGUCAGUGGAGUCGUAGUUUUGGGAGCCAUCGCUAUGGCUAGCGCUGGAAUCAUUUCGCCACAUGUCAGCUAUGUAUCUGGUCUCAGUCAUGGAUACGUAGCUUCCCCCUUAGUAGCUUCAGUUGCCGUUCACGCUCCUGAAGGACAAUACUUGCACGACUACACCGAAAAACUCUACGACGACGGUUCCUACAGGCCAGAAUUGAGGGCUAUUCCUUUGGCUAAUUCUCCUUAUGGUUUGACCCCAGCUGGUUCCGGUCUCGAAGGUGCCUACGUUCCAGACAUUAACGAAAAAUUGUACGAUGACGGCAGCUACAGACCAGAAUUGAGGGCUAUUCCUUUGGCUAAUUCUCCUUACGGUUUGACUCCAGCUGGUUCCGGUCUUGAAGGUGCCUACGUACACGACAUCAGUGAAAAAUUGUACGAUGAUGGAUCUUACAGACCCGGACAUCUUCAUCAUUAGAUUUUAGGAUUUUAGAUUAUGACUGUAAAUAAAUUAUUUAAUAAAAAUCAAGUUGCAUAACACUUUGUUGGAUUAGAUCGGAAUAAAAUAUCGGAGGUCGUUAUUUAGCACCAUCGAUGUUUCAUAC